AUGCAAUACGGUAGCGAAGAAGAUCAUUUCGAUAUUUGCUAUGCAAUUAGUAAGCAGGAUGUGCGUACAAUCCGAGAUCUGAUAUCUAAAAGAAUUGAUAUCAAUGCUUCCAACUCGAACGGUUACACUCCGCUUCAUUGUGCCGUCCUUCAUUUUGGAAACUUGCAUGUGAUAGAAGCGCUGCUCGACGGAGGCGCCAAUGUCCAUAUAAGGAAUGCAAGAAAUAAUUCACCACUUCAUCUUGUCAUUCAGAACGACAAUAUAGAGGCAGCAUCGUUACUCAUAACGAGAGGAGCUCUUUUUGGAGAAGAUUUGAAUUCAUUAAUAAAUAUGGCCAUUUAUAAAAACAAUGAAAUAAUAACAAAAUUAAUUAUCGCCAAUGGAAUACACGAGAAUCCAUCGGUCAAUUUGUUCAUUUCUCUCAAAGCUGCUAUUUUAAAAAGAAAUUGGGUGAUUAUUAAAGAUAUUUUACCUCACUGUGGAUUUUCAAAACCAUGUGAUUUAUACAUUCCAAGAGAAUUAGUGGUAGAUUCCGAUCCACGAUGUAGUGAAUGUCUUGAAUUGUUGUUUAAAUGGAAUUUUACUUUUGAUCCAAAUAUUUAUCACGAUGAAAAUUUUAUUUAUGGAGCUAUUGAAAAUGGACAUCUAUCAGUGGUUGAAAACUUUUUAAAAUCAGGAAUUAAUGUUAAUAUGGUGAAUUCAAAAACAACACUCAAUCUAUUGACAAUUGCUUACAUUUUAUUAAGACAUGGUGUAAAAAUGAAGGAUUAUACAGAAUUGUUUAAUUUAACUUGUAUAGCAGCAAAAAAUGGUUGUGAAGAAAUCGUUCAAAUGUUUUUGGAGCAUGGUGUUCAGGCAACUGAUGUUACUUUUCAUGGAAAAAGUCUUUUACAUUACUGUAUUCAUUCAAAUCAUUCCAUAGAUAAUGACGAUCGUUAUGAAAUUGCUAAACUACUGAUAGAAAAUGGAGCAGAUAUACAUCUCCGGAUUCCAGGCAACUCACUUGUUUAUCAAGCAAUAAGCCGUCGACUUUAUAAUAUUGCUCAACUGUUUGUAGAAUAUUAUGCUGAUGUUCAAUAUAUCAGUUUAACUGGUGAAACGUCACUUUGUAAAGCCAUAAAACAUAGUUUGGAUGUAAACUUUAUUAAAACUUUGUUGGAACUUAAUUCAUCAGUUCAUACAAUAAAUAAUGAGGGAGUGACACCACUUCAUAUGGCUUGUUCUGUAGAAUCAAUAAAUCAACCAGAAAUUAUUAAAACACUUUUAGAUUACAAUGCAGAUGUUAAUUUGACUGAUUGUCGUUCAGACACACCGUUACACAUUGCAUAUCGAAAUGAAAAUCUACAAGUUAUUGAGUUGUUACUUAAAAACGGUGCUAAUUUUCAUAUUCCGGAUGACAAAGGUCGAACUUUUCUUCAUCAUGUUAGCAAGAAUUGGAAUCUCCAGACUGCAAGAAAGAUGGAAUUACUACUAGAGUAUGGAGCAGACAUUGAAGCGAUUGAUAAUCAUGGUUGGACACCACUUUCUCUUGUUUGUAAUCACAAUAAUCAUAAAGCUAUUAAAUUUUUUUUAAAACAUGGUGCUGAUCCCAAUCAUACCGAUUCAAAAAAUCGAACACCUCUGCACAUUGCUGUUAAACAGGUGUAUGCACAAAAUAUUUAUUUUUAUAAGCCCUAUAAAUCAAUACCAUUGUUAAUAAAAUAUGGUGCAAAUAUCAAUAUUCUGGAUAAGAAAAAUAGAACUCCACUUCAUUAUGCUAUUGAUAUGAUGCAGAAUUGUAAUGAUUCUUCAAGACAUGCUCAAGUACGCCGCAGAACCUAUGAGUCAAUAAUUAAAGCUCUAAUAUCACAAGGAAUAAAAAUGAAGACUGCAGGACUAAAAGUGAUAAAUCACAAUACAAAUGGAGUUUUUAAUUCUGAAGACUACAUAGUGAUCGAGAACGUCAAGUAUUCUGUGAUCGACAUGCUCAAAUUUGAUGUAGUUCCCGAUUCUGAUGGCAAAAUCAUCACAAAUGCCGAUGAUUCAGAUGAAGAAGACACAAUUGGAGACUUACGCAAUCUCAGAAUUAGAUGUGAACGAGAAAUUGAAGAGAUGAAGAAAGAAAAGAUUAGUGUCGAUGGCCUAACAUUUGAUUAUUUGCUUCGGAAAAAUAUUGGUUUCCUCAGCAGAUUGAAUCAUAAUGAAGAAAUCCAUCAUCUUUUGGAAACGGAAAUUUAUGAUAAGAAAUUUCCAUUAUAUAUACAUAUCGUUAAAAAUCGAUUUAAGAAAGCAAGAAAUUUAUGUAAACGAUAUGUAUUGAAUGAUAAAGUUAGAGAUUUUUUCAAGUCGAAUGUUAGUGAUAAAUUGGUUGAUGAAUGUAUAGAUAUGGUAUUAAGGUAUUUUAAGAUUACGGAAUUAGAAACAUUAAUUGAAAGUAUGGAACCAUCGAAUGACUAA
Chelonus insularis is the source of this 2436-nucleotide messenger RNA. Its product is annotated as putative ankyrin repeat protein RF_0381. Gene Ontology annotation, molecular function: protein binding. The transcript is spliced from 2 exons. The record is from RefSeq and is a predicted model, not a curated record. Bases 1 to 2436 code for a protein of 811 amino acids. NCBI's taxonomy places the organism in Eukaryota, Metazoa, Arthropoda, Insecta, Hymenoptera, Braconidae.